AUGAAGACAGGCAAAACAAUAAACCGGCGGAAAGCUCGGACUGGCUGUUUCACCUGCAAGUCUCGGCAUGUAAAAUGUGAUGAGCAGAAGCCAGCCUGCUUGCAGUGUGUAAGCACCAAGCGAAUCUGCGAGGGAUAUCCCGUUGUACCUCAAUCCCUCUCAUCAGAAAACGCACUUAGCGACGCAGAACGUCGUGCAUUUGCAUUCUUUCGAUCGCGCACUGUCCAGAGAGUCUUUGGUCAGCAGGAUGCAGGUGAUUGGGUUUCUGUCCUUCUUUAUCUUGGACAUAAUGAGGUAUCAGUGAAACAUGCCAUUACAGCGCUGGCCUCCUUGCAUGAGAGUCUUGAACCCAACGAUACAUCAACAUGGAUUCGAAAGUCUCCAAAACAGGCUAGUAUGACGGCAGAAGUAUUGGCCUUGAAACAUUAUACUGAAGCCAUUAAAUCCUUGAGGUUUGAAUCUCUGAAUAUGUCAUCACGGCCCGAUCUUACCAUGCUCUUGUGUAUCCUCUUUAUCUGCUUCGAGCAGUUUCGAAGUGGCGAUGCUGCGUGUAUUGUCCACUUGACUGCUGGACUCAAGCUGCUCUAUUGGUGGAGAUCAAAUACGAACAACUACACCAAACUAAAAGAAUAUUCUCGGCCAACAUUGGCAUUGAUGAAUGAGAAAAUAACGCCUGUCUUGCAACGCCUGCGUGUUCAAUUUUCCCUUUGUAUGGACUCCCGCCACGCUCUCAGCAAUACAGGGAUCAAAGCAUGUCUGCCCGCUCCGACUAUCCCAGCAUCAUAUGCGUCAUUGGAUCUUGCUCGAACAGACUUCGACCGUGGCAUGAAUUAUGUGUUCUCUAUACUUGAAAAGGAACAGAUCACGAAUUGUUCACAGCCCAACAUGAGUCCAAUAAUCAUUCUCCAGCGUUGGAAAGAUGCACUGGAUGCGUCCGACUUUGCAACAGAACCUCCUCAGCUUCGGGGCUGCACACGCAAGCUGCUUGAACUUUACUACUAUACCUCACUCAUCAUCACUGGGACAUAUGAUACAGCAGAGGAAGUUAUAUUUGACGACUAUCUCGAAGCAUUUCAAUCAAUCGUCAACCUCACCGAAGAAAUCCUGGAGAGAUGGAAAGUGGCCUCGCAACAAUUCAGUUUGUUAUUCAGCUUUGAUCUCGGGAUCACACCGCCAAUGUUCCUUGUUGCGUCUCGCUGCCGUGAUUCUCAAACUAGAUGGAAAGCUGUCAGCUUGAUGUUCCAACCGACUUUUUACCACGGUGUUUGGCGGGAUCAGUAUUCUGGGCUUUGUGCUCAGCGCAUCGUGGAGCUUGAAGAAGAGGGGCUUGAGCGAAUUGGAGAUUCUGUAUACGUCCCAGAGCACCGACGUAUUAGGAAGAUAUCUGCCGAUAUUCAGGAGGAAAAUGGCCAAAUCGUUAUGAAUUUUGUCAGAUGGCCUUACAUGCUGGAGUCAGAGAUAUUGUCUACUUUCAUUCCACUGAGGACAGGGACUGUCUGUUAA
Molecule: messenger RNA, 1503 nt
Organism: Penicillium robsamsonii
Lineage: Eukaryota; Fungi; Ascomycota; Eurotiomycetes; Eurotiales; Aspergillaceae
Product: Zn(II)2Cys6 transcription factor domain-containing protein
Exons: 3
Coding region: 1-1503 (500 amino acids)
Biological process (GO): regulation of DNA-templated transcription
Molecular function (GO): DNA-binding transcription factor activity, RNA polymerase II-specific; zinc ion binding
Source: RefSeq, a predicted model, not a curated record